Molecule: messenger RNA, 960 nt
Organism: Lolium perenne
Lineage: Eukaryota; Viridiplantae; Streptophyta; Magnoliopsida; Poales; Poaceae
Source: RefSeq, a predicted model, not a curated record
AUGCAGGUUGAAGCUACCGGAAACAGCGAUGCCCCGGAUCAGCAAGAGGCUGCCGGAGAAAGCAAAGCUCUGGAACAUCAAGAGGAUGCCGGAGAAGUAGAAGAAUCAAUCCUGGGCAACCUAAGUCCAACUUCCGACGAUGCUUCAAGCAUGGACACGGAGGAAUUCAACAAAGCUUUGAAGGAGUUGGAGGGCGAAGAGGAAGCCGAAGCAGAAUCCGCUCCGCCCAAGCAGGCAGGCCAAGGUGCUAUUGCACACUUAGAAAUCCUCAACAAGCCAAUCACUCCGGACGAUGCCGUAGAUCCUGAAGUUUUAGAAGAAACACGGAAGGAGAUGCUGAGCACCGCAAAAGUAAUUGCCAAUACUGCAGCAGCAAUGCUGGAGGAACGACAAGAAGCUAGCGAACUAAUGGAAAAAUUCCUCAAGAGAGAGCGCGAAGCCACUAAAUACUUGAAAGAGGCUAAGAAACUCCGAGCCCAAUGGGAAACCAUGAAGGCAGACGCUGACAAAGAGGCAGAUAGAAUCCGACGAGAGGCUAUUCCUCCUCGAAAGAUCAACUUCGCAACUCCCUCAAAUCAGCAGCCACUCGGCACUCCCAAGGACAACAUGAAGAAGGCCGCAGAACUCUUGGAGAAAAAUGAUGAAGAAAUCGACAUCGCACAUCUCCGCACUCUGGUGGAAUCAGCAACGAAGCAAGAGAGCAAGGCAGACACUUCGCGCCGGUUGGAAUCCAACCCAGAACACUGUGUAUCCACAUCGCAGAAGGACGCCUCCGGAAGGACUCACCGUGACGAUGAAUCGCACACCAGAUCUUCGGAGCGCAGAAGGAGAACCAGAGAACAUCCAAACCCAAUCCCAGUUCCCUCGAAAACACCUCCGACGGACCCAAGGAAGGGAAAGGGUCCGAUGUAUACUGGAAGGGACAAGUACCGGAACCCGUCGCCUCCACGGCGGCCCUAG